This is a messenger RNA of Caenorhabditis angaria, 4129 nucleotides long. Lineage: Eukaryota; Metazoa; Nematoda; Chromadorea; Rhabditida; Rhabditidae. The record is from the annotation of a GenBank genome assembly.
AUGCCUAUUGAAAUUGAUGAAAAGGUAAGUUAUGAAUUUUUGAUUCAAGAAAAAAAUGACCUUUCUCUGGAGCACACACUGAAAAACCAGAGAGCACAAAAAGUUGCGCAAUUCAAUUCUCUUCCCGUUUCUAUGGUCACUUUUUUUGAGGGCCCCUAUUAGCAUAUUACGUUUUUUUUGUGUUGUGUUGUGUUGUGUUCGGAUUAUAUUUUUUUGUCAUUUUCCCAAAUUUGACAUCAUAAAAAUAGGAAAUAAAAUUGAAUUGAUUAUUAUUUUUCUCGAUUUUCCCAUCACAUUAUUUCUAAAAAACGCCUAUUUUCUUUCAGACGCCGAUGAUUUCUCGCGGCGCUGUUAGUUCGAGUUUUGAUGCGAAUGCAAUUCACACGGGUAAGCUCAAAUAUUUGAUUUUGAUCAAUCUGAUCAUUGAAACUAUCAGACAGUCAAUAAUCAAAAGUUCAAUGAAACAAAAAAAAAUUGAAGCACGCGGGGGGAAUUGAACCCCUCGCCUAUUGGAUAGCUGAGUGCGCACUAACCGACUACACCACACGGCACUAUUUUCUCCGCAUUUUUUUUUAUAUUUGAACAGCUGUUUUGAAAAUGUUUACAUUACAAUUCCAAAUUCCAAUUUCAAUACCAAAAAAAAUUCCAAAAAAUUUCUUGCAAAAAUUCCGUUUUGUUUACUUACUGUCAGGUAAGUAAGUACUAUUUAUAAUUGUCUUUUCUCGCACAUUUUUUGAUUUUUCUCAAUUUUUCCGAUAAAAAGUUUGCGUCGCUGAAUUUUUAUAAGUUCCCCCGAUACAUGUAAAAAAAAUUAUUCAAAAAAUGAAAAGACAUAAAAUUGUUUUGGGGGGCCUAUAAAACGUCGUGGGAGAGGGCGUAUAAAUGUUUUCGGACAAAAAAAACAGACAACAAUGAGAAUACGAAGUGAUAUUAGUUAUAGACAAUUAGGUGAGUGGAAUUUUUUGUGUAGUUCUCCGGUACAAUUAGGGCUUAGGCCUAAUUUGUCCUGUGAGCCUGAAGCUAGGCCUAGACAAACACUAAGUCCGAGCCUGGGCCUGAAAACUCAGCGGGCCCUGAGCCAAAUACCUAAGUCCAAGCUUGAAACUGCUUGAAAGAGCCUCUAAAAUUCAAAAAAGUCCAAACUUUAUUUUUUCCUCCCCCAAAAUUAUCUUUACUUCCGAUCUUUUUAUUCGAGAUGGAACCGAUCUGCCUGCCAUUCCCCCCAUUUUCCUAUUGUUCAUCAUUUUUUUUGUUCAUCUCGAGGUCACACAAUCAUUUUUAUUCUUCCUUUUUCAUUCUAGACGAGGUCGACGAGACAAAAAGUUGGUUUUCACGACGAUUCUGUGUGCUCAUCUGCAUCUCGAUAGUCACAAUUGUGAUGGCGGCCACCAGUUUGAUUCUCAUUUUUGUGCUCAUCUCGCAAAUGAAGGCGGCGAGCUUGAGCUCGAAUGGAGCUGUCAGGCAACAGUUUGAGCAGCUGGCAAAGGUGAGGAUGUUUUUUGAUGUUCCCGCAAUAUUCAUUAUUGAAAAAAACUUUACUUGUUUCAGACGCUCCGCGAGCCCUUGGACAAACUCUACCCAGCUCUACAAAAAAUGCAAACCCAGACCCAAACCCUAACCCAACUCCCUCGACCAGACGGUGUAAAUCCCAUAAAUCCAAUAAUCAUCGACAAAAAAACGAUGACCGAACCGGAGCCAAUUCGAAGAUCUGAACCAGCUCGACACGAGUGGAAGAAUUGCGAGGAACAUCAGAAAUGUGAGCUCGACGGGUUCGAGAAGCCGCCAUUGGUGAUUUUGAGUUUGGAUGGAUUUGCGAGAGAAUAUUUGGAUCGAAAUGUGGUGCAGACUUUUAAUCAUAUUGCGAAAUGUGGAGUCAAAGCAGAGGUGAGAAGAGAAAAUUGCUUAAAAUGUACCCCGAAUCUCAAUUUCAGCAUGUCUACCCUUCCUAUCCUUCCAAAACCUUUCCAAAUCACUACACAAUAGUCACCGGUCUCUAUCCCGAAUCUCACGGAAUAAUCGACAACUCAGUUUUCGACCCGGAAAUCUCGCCGAAUUUUGAGUCAAUGAAGAAAACCACUUUCGGUGAAUUUUAUGGUGGCGAACCGAUUUGGUCAUUCUACAAACGAAAAACUGGAAAACCUGCGAAUUGUUUGUUUUGGGUGGGAUGUUAUUAUAAUCAAACUGGAUAUAAACCGGAUAUUGCACCGGCUUAUAAUGGUGAUCUACCAUUCAGAAAUCGUAUUGAUAAAGUUGUCAGCUGGCUCAAAGAGCCUGAAAAUGUGCGAGCCGGUCUGAUUACAGCCUAUUUACACGAGCCGGAUAAUGCUGGACAUUAUCAAAUCAAUGAGGAUGAUAUUGAUCGAAAAUUAGCUGAACUUGAUGAUAUGUUGGAUUAUAUGAUGAGUGAAUUAGCUGCGAAUAAAUUAUUGGGGUGUAUUAAUCUUGUGAUUUUGUCGGAUCAUGGAAUGCAGGUUUUGGAGGAGACGAAGUAUUUUGAAGAUUAUUUGAGAAAUUCGAAAGAUGUUAUUGGAGCAAGUGGUGUUGUUGGGAGGAUUGUCUUGAAUUUAACUUCUAGCACAGGAAAUCAGGAGAGAGUUUCAGAGAUCUUGGAGGACUUCACGUGUAAAAUUGAGGAUGUUAAAGUGAAUUCGAGAAGUGAUAUGCCUUAUAGAAAACAUUAUUCGAAAUCUAGGAGAAUUGGAGAAGUUGUGAUGGAGGGAAAACCGGGCAUCACAUUUUAUAAGUUAGUUUUUUUGGGGAUGAAAUAUCGUUGAGAAAGCUCAACACAGUAAAAUAAAUUUUGAAACCUAUACUUCCCUGGAAUUUUCAAAAUUCAAGUUUUCAGCAAAAAAUCAGACGACUAUCAUUUAUCCGGUGAUCAUGGCUACGAUUAUUUCCACAACAAAAUGCACACAAUAUUUUUCGCGCAGGGUCCGAAUUUCAAGAAAAAUGUCACGAUUCGACCCUAUCAGAAUGUGGAAUAUAUGAAUUUAUGGAUGGAAUUGCUGGGAUUUGCUGAAGAGGAGUUUCUGGAGACCAAUGGGACCGUCGGAGUUUUCGAUGAUGUUUUGGUGAAGACAUCGGAGCGCAGGAAUUUCGGCGAGCUUUUUGGAGAAUGCGCAAUUUCUGGAGUUCCGAAUGUUAUAGAUUGUCAAGGAACUUCGAAAAAUCUUCAAGAACUUAGCUCGAAACUUCUAAGCUGUCAAUUUGCUCCACAUAAUCUUCCAAUAUUUUCGAAACCUGGGAAUGAACACAAUUAUUGUCAGCAAAACUUCUGUGAUAAUAAUUUGCUGAUUUCUGAGGAGAAUUUGAUCUUGACUGAGGUUCUGAGAGGACUUCCUGAUUCUGAAGCCAAGAAUCAGAUGGAAGCUUUUAUCGGAAGUGGCAAAUAUGCAAAUUCCUGCCCAAAAACUCUGGGAAAUGUUAGUUUGGCAGUGGAUCAGACAAGAGAAUUUUCAAAUAUUGCCAAGAUUUUUCUGGAUUUGCCACGGUAUUUUGAAGAGAGUGAGUUUUAUUGGGUUAUUUUGAAGACUCUAAAUUUAGAGCUGCUUUUUGGCCAUUAAUUUUUGAGCUAAUGUAAGAAAAUUUUAAUUUUUUAAUUAAACCAACCAUCAUAUUAUGAACAAUUUCUUCCACUUUCUCCAAAUUAUGUGAAAUUUUUGAAACGUAUAAUUUUCAGCAAAAAAUACGUUCUCAUUUUUUUCCAGAAAUCCUGUCACCUCUUCAAAACCUCACGCUCAAAUACCUGGCCAACUUUUCAAAAUUAUUUGUGAUCACCGGAAUUUCGAACAACUCCACAAACUUCUACCGAAUUAUUCUAGCAUGUGAAAACGGAAUUUUCCUCUCGGAGAAUCCACCGACUUGCGAUAACUUUGAGAAUACCAAAAUUAUCUCAUUCAUUUUUCCAAUUAUUUCCAAGCCAAACACUUGGGAUUGUAUGGUAGGUCAAAAAAAUUCACAACAUUUUUUCAAAUGCAAUUUUUUGCAGACCUCUGAAGAAAUCCUGACUGAUCAUAUCUCAACAAUUAUAGACAUCGAAAGAAUCGCCGGAUUCAAGUUUCAGAAUCCUGGAUAUUCACCAAAUCUCAAUAUCAAACUUCGAACAAAUAUUACAACUAGGUUAUGGUAA